UGAACUAGCGUAACCGGAAAAUAGAGAAAAUUACAACAAUCUGGUGGGAGGGGCAGAGAUUAACCUGACUAGUAACUACUACUCUAUUAGUACUUUUCGGAUCAACGUCCACAUUUGAAAUCGUUUUCGACGAGGUUGAAAAUGGCUUAUGCGGGAUACGGAGCCGCUCCGGGAGGAAUGCAGCAGCAGCAGCAGGAUCCUCUUUAUGGAUACUUUGCGGCUGUCGCUGGGCAAGACGGCCAGAUCUCCGCAGAUGAGCUGCAACGAUGCCUCACUCAGUCCGGCAUCUCUGGCACUUAUCAACCCUUCAACAUGGAUACCUGCAGACUGAUGAUCAACAUGCUGGAUCGAGACAUGUCGGGCACCAUGGGCUUUAACGAGUUCAAAGACCUGUGGCAGGCGCUCAACGCCUGGAAGAACAAUUUCAUGUCUUUUGACCACGACCGCAGUGGCACGGUGGAAGGUCAGGAGAUGCAGCAGGCCAUCCAUUCGCUGGGUUACAAUCUGAGCCCCAACGCUAGGAACAUGAUAAUGAAGCGCUACGGCAUCAAUGGAAGAAUCACCUUUGACGAUUUUGUGAGCUGUUGCGUUCGACUCCGAGGCUUGACCGAUCACUUCAGACGCCGUGACACAAGUCAUAAUGGCUCCGCCAACUUCCAAUAUGAUGAUUUUAUCCAGGUGACCAUGAGCAUGUGAGAAAGGACUCGGGGAAGGGACACCUUUUUAUUUUUUUACACAUAGACUCAUUUUUUUAUUCAUGAUUUUUUUUUUUUUUUUAAACAAUGGAACCUUGAAAGUCCAACAAUAUUCUAUAAUUUGGCUAACAAAGAAAAAUGUGGGCAAAAAUUCUACAAGAUGGUUCAAUUAAUUUACUACAAUUUGUUCCCACCCUUUACAAACUUUAUUACAUUCCCAGAAUUACAUCUUAACACCAGCAGCCUUCACUAUGUGCACACACUGCACAUUUUAUAACUACAAUUAAGGCAUUGUUUAUCACAAAUUUCCCUCAUCUUGUCGUUACUUGGGUGUGCUAUGGCGCCCUCUUGUGGCAUCAAAGGGCAUUUCAACACCUUAGGGAUUUCCAAUUAUGAAGAUUUGACUUAAAAGGUUCCACUGUGCAAUUAAUUUGUGUAACGUACCACCAUUUUGAAUAUACUGCACACUAUUAAUGUAUUUACACUUAUUAUCAGCCGUCACACUCCUUUAGUUAUUAAAUUGUAAUAAAAAAAAGGUGCUACUAAACUUGGCGGUUCAAGAUGAUCCUCAGACAACCGCAGACUUCAUGAACUGGAAGAAUAAAAAUAUAGUGAUAUAAAAUCAAUCAAAUAUGGAAUAUUAGAAGUGAUUGUGUCAGAUUAAAAAGAUUUUUAUUUUUUUUUUUUUAGAAGUGAACUAUAAAAGUGAGCACUGGGAAUAUUAGAUGACUUUGGCUUGUGUACGGAAUGAAGUGUCCAGUGACAGUAAACACACCUGUUUGAAAGAGAAGCUGGCCACUUGGCAGUCACACGGCAAAUUGAGAAUGUGACUUUGGAAACGAUCUGUUGGAAUAUUAAUAACGUAGAAAAUAAAUAGUAGUGAAGCUAAUCAAACAGCAUUUAAAUGUUAUUAAUGGUUCUUAUGUUUCUGCACUUGAGCAUUAAAAGACAAAU
Syngnathus acus (greater pipefish) is the source of this 1649-nucleotide messenger RNA. It is a transcript of the gene sri, whose product is annotated as sorcin. The coding region runs from base 142 to 696 and encodes 184 amino acids. The transcript is spliced from 8 exons. The record is from RefSeq and is a predicted model, not a curated record. Gene Ontology annotation, molecular function: calcium ion binding. NCBI's taxonomy places the organism in Eukaryota, Metazoa, Chordata, Actinopteri, Syngnathiformes, Syngnathidae.